Papaver somniferum (opium poppy) is the source of this 669-nucleotide messenger RNA. Its product is annotated as floral homeotic protein PMADS 1-like. Lineage: Eukaryota; Viridiplantae; Streptophyta; Magnoliopsida; Ranunculales; Papaveraceae. Gene Ontology annotation, cellular component: nucleus. The coding region runs from base 1 to 669 and encodes 222 amino acids. The record is from RefSeq and is a predicted model, not a curated record. The transcript has 7 exons. Gene Ontology annotation, biological process: positive regulation of transcription by RNA polymerase II. Gene Ontology annotation, molecular function: protein dimerization activity; DNA-binding transcription factor activity, RNA polymerase II-specific; RNA polymerase II cis-regulatory region sequence-specific DNA binding.
AUGGGUAGAGGAAAGAUUGAGAUUAAGAGAAUUGAGAAUGCAACGAACAGACAAGUUACUUAUUCAAAAAGAAGAUCUGGGAUUCUGAAAAAAGCUAAAGAACUUACUGUUCUUUGUGAUGCUGAAGUUUCUCUUAUCAUGUUUUCUAGUACUGGAAAAAUGACUGAAUACUUGAGUCCUUCUCUUAAUGGUAACACAAAGAGGGUGUAUGAUAGGUAUCAACAAAUUUCAGGCAGUAGUCUCUGGAAUGCUCACUAUGAGAGUUUGCAAAAUGCCUUAAACAAGCAGAAGGAGAUUAAUAGAAGGCUUCGCCGAGAAAUAAGGCAGAGGAUGGGAGAAGAUCUAGAUGAACUGACCAUCGAUGAAUUGCGCAAUCUUGAGGCAAAUUUGGAAGCUUCAGUUAAAGUAGUCCGUGACAGGAAGUACCAUGUGAUCAUUACUCAGACGGAAACUACCAGGAAGAAGCUAAGGAACCACACUGAGCAACACCAUGGUCUCCUACGUGAAUUUGAACCAAUAGAUGAGGAUCCCCGAUUUAUAUUAGCCGUAGAGGAGGAAGAUUAUGAAUCUGCAAUUGAAUUGGCGAAUGGUCAGAACAUAUUUACGUUCCGCCUGCAACCAAGCCAGCCCAAUCUUCACAAUGGAGGGGGAUAUCUUCGCCUUGCUUAG